UCUCAGCGCACAGGCCAAAAGGUCCUCUUCUGGCACAGACUCUCUCAGAUGCAUGUAUGCUCGCUCGAUCUCUGUUCUGCCUGGAGUAUGGUGGUGAAGCGUUGUUUUUGCAUAUCGAACCUGUCACUUCCUUUUUUUCAUCUACUUAUGCGUUUCCAUUAUCUACUCCUUUUAAUUUAAUCUCAAAUCAGUAUUGUUCUAUAGAAUACAUCUUGUGUAUACCUUUUAUCUGCUUUGUUGCAGCUUCCUUCUGUUCAUCUUCUCUUGGUGUGCUUGCUGUGAUGUACAUGAUUCCGUAUAUGUUUAUGGCUGAGCUCAUAAUCUUUUCACAGCAUGAAUGUUUGUGUUUUCAAACAUGUUUCGCAAGUGUAUGCAAGAGAGAAUUUCUGAGUGAGACAGUUGGAGAGAGUAUCAGGAAGAAAUGGAGAGAAAGAACGAACGAAAUAAAGAAAAUAAGAAUGAAAAAGAGGGGGAGGGAGUGAGGGAAAAGAGCACUGUGUAUGUGUGUAUUCUUGCUUGCGCCAGAGAGAGAGAGAGACAGACUGAAAGAGAGAGAGGGGAGUGGGGGAGGGGAAAUCAGAGAGAGAAAAAGAGUGAGAGAGGAAAAAGAGAGCACACAUACACAGAGAACAGAGAGAGAGUGCAAGAAACACAGAGGAGAGUGUGUCUGUUCUGGUACUGAAAACAUGUAAUGUAUGAAAGGGAGGGCAGCGGGUGAAUUCGAACCUGUGACUCUGCGUCAGAAUGAGAUCUCUCAAACACCUGAAGCCACAGACCAAGAAAAAUGUGGAGGAGAAGACACAGCGGCUGGUCAGAUGUUACUCUGAGGCCAUGCACCAGCAGAUGGACGUAGGGACACAGACAGACCCUGUGGUGGUCCUGUCGCUGGCCCAAGCUGCUGUGUUGGGACUCAUCUCCCAGAACGAGAUCUUUGGCGCCACCAUCGCCCCCAACGGCUUUUACACCGGAGACCCCAAAGAGUCCCCUGCUCCGCCAGGUGAGAGAAUAGACUACGAGUACGCCGACCAGCUUAUAGGUGCCAACGGUGACUAUCUUGGGGAGAAUUUGGGCGAGGAUGGGCACAUGCACUCCAGCUGUGCUGAGAGAAGGUGGCAGGGUCAAUCCGAGAACAGCAAACCCCCUAUAGGGCACCAAGACAUGGCAUCGCACGUUAAAGGAGAAGCCGUUACCCCAGGUUUGCCCUCCUGCAUUCACAUGAUGAACAACAUGGUGCCCAGAGAAGGCAUGCAAAUGGUCGACCCCUCCAGCUACAGGGUCCUGCCCAAAGCCCAACCCAACAACUGCUGCUCCACCUGUGUCCGAGACCCCAAGAAUACGCAUCCUCCACCCGAUCCACAUUUACACCCUCAUUCCCAUGGCCACGCACCUCAUGAGGUACCUUCACGCAACAGGGGCCAAACACAUGAAAAAGGAGUAGAUGAGGUAACUGAGGUCAGGGAAGAUGGUAGAAAUGGUAUGGGGAAGGCAGGAACCGGUGGCGAGGAAAUUAGCAGUUACUUUCAGCCAAGCGAGGCUGGCUAUGAAGGUAGCGAGAUGGAAGGAGUUGGAGACUUCGAUGAGAACAAUGAGGCGAUGUUCUGGACAGAGCCAGUGGAAGAAGAGGCACCCCGUGGGCGCCGUAUUGACCGACUGGACAUCAACAUCCAGAUCAAUGAGUCAUACUGCGUGGACGUCGGCGAGGGCCUCAAGCGAUGGAAGUGCCGCAUGUGCGAGAAGUCGUACACCUCCAAAUACAAUCUGGUCACACACAUUCUGGGCCACAAUGGCAUCAAGCCACAUGCAUGUCCACACUGUGGAAAACUCUUCAAGCAGCCCAGCCACCUACAGACACACCUGCUGACGCAUCAGGGCACACGGCCACACAAGUGCACCGUGUGCAAGAAGGGCUUCACCCAGACCAGCCACCUGAAGCGGCACAUGCUGCAGCACACCGACGUUAAGCCCUACAGUUGCCGUUUUUGUCGCCGUGGUUUUGCAUACCCUAGUGAACUCCGUGCUCAUGAAGUAAAGCAUGAACGAGGUCGGUGCCAUGUUUGCUCGCAGUGCGGAAUGGAGUUUCCCACCUACGCCCACCUGAAGCGUCAUCAGGUGAGCCACCAAGGACCUUCCACCUUCCAAUGUAGCCAGUGCAACAAGUCUUUUGCCUACCGCAGCCAGCUGCAGAAUCACCUGCUGAAGCACCAAACACAGCGCUCCUUCUCCUGCAGUCAGUGUGGCCUGCAGUUUCUUCAGCUGCAUCAGCUACGCCAACACUCCCUCACACACAAGACAAACAAGCCUCAGGCCCGUGCUACUAAGGGAAUAAAGGGGUUUAAGUGUGAUGUAUGUGCCAGAGAGUUUACAUUGUCUGCAAACCUGAAGAGACACAUGUUAAUCCACGCCAGUGUCCGGCCAUUCCAGUGUCAUGUGUGCUUCAAAUCUUUUGUCCAGAAACAGACCCUCAAAACUCACAUGAUCGUACACCUGCCUGUGAAACCCUUCAAGUGCAAGGUGUGUGGAAAAACAUUUAAUCGAAUGUACAACCUUCUGGGCCACAUGCACCUCCAUGCAGGCAGUAAACCCUUCAAAUGUGCAUAUUGCUCAAGUAAAUUUAACCUGAAGGGAAAUCUUAGCAGACACAUGAAGGUCAAACAUGGAAUGGACGUCUCUCCAGAUGGACAAGAUGGCCCGCCAGACAUGGAGCCCCAUGAGGACUAUGAGGAUGAGAACUUCAAUUUUACAACACCAGAGAAUAUGGAAAAUAAUGAUGCGCCAAACCUAACUAAGCUCUCCGAGGUGGCCAUCCAGGAACUUGACUAUUAUAACUUUGGGAAGGAUGUGGGAAACUACAGUACAGGAUAAAAAAAAAAGUCUGAAUUACAAGUAACAAAUGGCCUGUGCUGGCACUUAUCAACCAUGAGGUGAUUGAGAUGUUCCUCUUUGAGAACCACUGCUACCCUUUUUGAAGUUGUUAAUGAGCAGGUAGAUGGAGGCCAUCUUGACCUCCUGGGGUUGAUUUAAUGAGGUAGCCACUCCAGUUCUGUCUCUAAUAAAAAGGGACUGGUAGUUUUGCGAAGAGUCCUUUGACUCCAUCCAGCUCGAACAAACAUAACGCUGUAUUUUUAGUAUGUUGUGAAUCACAUGGUUACAUUAAUAACCAAAACAUUAGCAGCAUAAAAUGCUGGUGCAUACACAUAGUCUUGUGUAACGUAAUACACACUGUCCUCCAAAUAUAACUUUGUUUGGGAAUAGCAGGUGCAUGCAGCCUUGUGGCCUUCAUCUGUGUGGUACCUCAAAGCAGUCUAUUUACUUAUUUUCAUUUACAUUGCCUUUACUUACAGCAG
Molecule: messenger RNA, 3344 nt
Organism: Carassius carassius (crucian carp)
Lineage: Eukaryota; Metazoa; Chordata; Actinopteri; Cypriniformes; Cyprinidae
Product: zinc finger protein 710-like
Exons: 5
Coding region: 745-2862 (705 amino acids)
Biological process (GO): regulation of transcription by RNA polymerase II
Molecular function (GO): RNA polymerase II cis-regulatory region sequence-specific DNA binding; DNA-binding transcription factor activity
Source: RefSeq, a predicted model, not a curated record